Messenger RNA from Amphibalanus amphitrite, 4427 nucleotides. Its product is annotated as protein patched homolog 1-like. Lineage: Eukaryota; Metazoa; Arthropoda; Thecostraca; Balanomorpha; Balanidae. Gene Ontology annotation, biological process: smoothened signaling pathway. Gene Ontology annotation, molecular function: hedgehog family protein binding; smoothened binding; hedgehog receptor activity. The transcript has 16 exons. Gene Ontology annotation, cellular component: plasma membrane. The record is from RefSeq and is a predicted model, not a curated record. The coding region runs from base 149 to 4072 and encodes 1307 amino acids.
AGGGCCUUGGGUCAGUCGGGUGCGCGCGGUCGGCAGUGGUGGAGUGGCGCGGUCCAGGCGCCGGAAUGUGGCCGCGGUGGUGUGGCGCACGAUGAGAGCAGGUUGGCUCGGCUAGUGGCGUGCGCGCCAGUGCGAACAGUGUGCAGUGAUGGUGAUGCGAGGAGGCGGCGGCGGCGGGCCGACGCCGGCCGCGGACGCUGAAAAGGCGCCGGGCGAGCGGCCCGCGUACAGUCGCGACUUCCUGCUGCGGCCCAGCUGGAUUGACGCCAGGGUGGCGCUGCAGCAGAUCGCCAAGGGGAAGGCCAGUGGCAGCCGAGCGGCCCUGUGGGUGCGCUCGCGGACUCAGUUCUACCUGUUCCACACGGGCCGGCUGGUGCAAAGCCAUGCCGGCAAGAUAAUGUUCGCCGGCAUCCUGCUGCUGGCCAUGUUGUGUAUAGGACUGAAAAAUAUCGAGCUGCAGACGGACAUGGAGGACCUCUGGGUGGAAGAGGGCGGCCGGUUGCAGCGCGAACUGGAGUAUGUGCGGAGCAGUCUGGGCGAGGGCGCCGGCUCUCUCCAUCAAAUAGUAGUACAAACGCCGCGCGAGGACGACUCGUCCGUACUGCGCGCGGAGGCCCUCCUGGCCCACUACGAGGCAGUCAAAGCCGCUAGUCAAGUCUCUGUAGACAUGCAUGAUAUAACGUGGAGAUUACGCGAUUUGUGUUAUGCGCCCGGUUUUCCUGUGUACGAAGAGCAUCUUAUAGAUCAAAUAAUGAAGAAACUCAUCCCAUGUUCCUUUGUGACGCCGUUGGACUGUUUUUGGGAAGGCUCCAAGUUGCUGGGGCCGGAGUUCCCUGUGCAUAUGCCAAAAAUGUCCAGCGAAAUUCGGUGGACCAAUUUGGACCCGGAGCAGCUGCUCAGCUAUAUGAACAGCACGUUCGGGUCCGAGUUCCAGUUUGACACGCUGCAAAAGUACAUGAAGCGGGCGGGCAUCACGAACGGCUACCAGCGCCGGCCGUGCCUCAACACCAGCGACCCUGAGUGUCCCGAGACGGCCUCAAACCGGGCGUCGGGAGCGCGCCUGGACAUCGGCGCGGAGCUGACUGGAGGCUGCUACGGGUUCGCCACCAAGCACAUGCACUGGCCCGAGCAGCUGAUCGUCGGUGGGACGGAGAAGAACCGGACCGGACAUAUCGUCAGGGCCAAGGCUCUGCAGACCGUUAUCCAGCUGAUGGGAGAACGCAACCUGUACGAGUACUGGGCAGACACCUACAAGACGCACAGCAUGGACUGGAGCCUCGCGACGGCCAAGGCCAUUCUGGACGCCUGGCAGCUCAAGUUCACACAGGAGAUUCAGCGGCACACGGGCCAGCACAACCGCACCCGGCCGUUCAGCAUCUCAUCGUUCUCGAUGGCCUCACUCAACAGCAUCCUGCGCCACUUUGCCGACCUUGACCUGACCCGGGUCGGCAUCGGAUACGGCCUUAUGCUGGUGUACGGGUUCUUUUCGCUGGUGCGCUGGUCGGACCCGGUCCGGUCCCAGGGCGGGCUCGGUGCGGCAGGAGUCCUGCUCGUCACCCUCUCCGUCACCGCCGGACUCGGACUCUGCGGACUCAUUGGAAUCCCGUUCAACGCCUCGACCACGCAGAUCAUUCCGUUCCUGGCACUCGGGCUGGGCGUGGAUGACAUGUUCUUGAUGGCCCACACGUACUCCGAGUCGGACCUGAGCUGCACGCCCGUCCAGGAUCGAGUGGGCGAGGUGCUGCGUCGAGCCGGUGUCAGCGUGCUCCUCACAUCGCUCUGCAAUGUGAUGGCGUUCCUGUCGGCGGCCAUACUGCCCAUUCCGGCGCUGAGGUCCUUCUCACUCCAGGCGUGCAUCCUGGUGGUCUUCAACGUGCUCUCCAUCCUGCUCAUCUUCCCGGCCAUGAUGAGCGUGGACCUGCGGCGGCGGCGCGCCCGGAUGUUUGACAUCGUCUGCUGCUGGGCGGAGCCCGGACCAGAGGAGGGACACGCAGAGCCACUGGAGUCGUUCUCCACGCAGACGCAGCAGCCGACGAAGCGGGCGACUGUGGCGAAGGCGAGCCGCACCGGGGAGGUCACGACGUUCGUCAGUCACGGCCCCGAGCUGGACGUCGGAGCGGGCGGUGACUCGGCCCCGCAGCCGCAUCUGACUCGCUCCGUGGAGUCACUCGACUCGGUGGCGUCGACUCGGACUCUGGUGCGCGCGGACGAACGGCGGCCGACGACGGGCGCGGUGUUUUGUCCGGAGGGCCGCCGCCACUGCCGCCGGCUGGGCCUACAGUGGCUCGUGGAGCGACACUACCUCGACUGGCUGCCGCGGCGGCCGUUCAAGCUGGCCGUGUUGCUGGCCUCGCUGGCGGCAGCUGCUGCCGGUGUCUGGGGCGCCUGCCAGGUGCAGGACGGCCUCGACCUCACCGACAUGGUACCCCGUCACUCGGACGAGUACACCUUCCUGGACGCGCAGCGGCGCUACUUUGGCUUCUUCAACAUGUUCGCCGUCACGCAGGGCAACUUCGAGUACCCGACCAACCAGCAGCUGCUGCACGAGUACCACCAGGCGUUCACGCGAGUGCCGCGAGUCAUCAAGAACGACGACGGAGGCUUGCCCGACUUCUGGUUGGGAAUGUUCCGGGACUGGCUGCUAGAUCUGCAGAAGGCUUUCGACCACGACUGGGCCCUCGGUCUGAUCGACCAAGAGCAGUGGUCUCGAAACGCCUCCGAAGAGGGCAUCCUGGCUUACAAACUGCUCGUCCAGACGGGCCGCGUCGAGUACCCAAUCGACAAGUCGCAGCUGCCGCACGUCCGGCUGGUGGAGGACGGCAUCAUCAACCCCAAGGCGUUCUACAACUACCUGACGGCGUGGGCGUCCAACGACGCGCUGGCCUACACGUCCAGCCAAGCCCAGCUGCGACCAGAGCCCAAACAGUGGCUGCAUGUCGCCAGCGACGUGGAGCUGAAGAUCCCCAAGUCUCAGCCGCUGGUGUACGCCCAGCUGCCGUUCUACCUCAACGGGAUGGCCACCACGGAGUCGAUCGUGGAGACGAUCGAGCAGGUGCGCUCCAUCUGCCGCCGGUUCGAGGAGCGCGGCCUGCCCAACUUCCCGGCCGGCGUUCCGUUCACCUUCUGGGAGCAGUAUGUGGGCCUGCGCUUCUUCUUGGGCCUGGCGCUGCUCUGUGUGUUCGUGGCCGUGUUCCUGGUGAUAUCGGUGGUGCUGAUGAACGCCUGGGCCGCCGGACUGGUGGUACUGGUGAUCGGACUGACGGUGCUCCAGCUGUUCGGCGUCAUGGGCCUGCUCGGACUGAGGCUGAGCGCCGUGCCUGCAGUGAUACUCAUCAUGUCAGUGGGCAUCGGCGUCGAGUUCACCGUCCACAUCCUGCUGGGGUAUCUGACCAGCCUGGGCAGCCGAACAAUGCGCGUGCAGCGUAGUCUGGAGCACAUGUUCCGGCCUGUGUUCCAUGGCGCCUUCUCGACGUUUCUCGGCGUGCUCAUGCUCGCCUUCUCCGAGUUCGACUUCAUUAUAAGGUAUUUCUUCUGCGUGCUGGCGGCGCUGGUGGUGCUCGGUCUGGUGAACGGCCUGGUGCUGCUGCCAGUACUGCUCUGCUGGAUCGGCCCACCGGCCGAGGUCCGGCCCACCGGCGAGGCCGACGUGCUGCCAGCUCCCAGCCCCGAGCCGUCGCCGCCGCGGGUGCGCGGGCCGCGCGUCUACCGCUCCUCGUCGCUCACCAAGCAGCCGACCAAGAAGUUGAAGCCGGCGCCGAGCCAGCUCAGUCUGAGCACCAUCACCGAGGAGUCGUCCGGCUCGCAGUCGGGCACCUCGUGCCGCCAGGAGGCGCGCACGCACGACAUCGUCGUCGAGCCGCAGGUGGUGGUCGAGACGUCGUACCCGCCGGGCGGCGGUGAGCGCCGACCGGCCGGCUCCGACGGCGCCCUCAUCACCACAAAGGUGACGGCCACCACGCACGUCAAGGUGGAGGUGCACGCGCCCGUCACGUGCGCCGACGCGCGCCGACCGCGCCGGCGCCGCGAAGCUGCCGAUUCGGACAGUUCAAACAGCUCUCAGAGUUCAAGCUAGCCGAUAUUACGUGGCCCGUCGCGCUGCGCGGCCGCGAGCAGUCAGCCAAACAGUAUUCCGCCGGGGCGACCGGCCCGUUCAAAGGCUCACUCCUCUCUGGAAACGUACCUCCCGUUUGUUAUUUAUUAGUGUUGCUCGUUAUUUAUUGUGUGCGGUGCCGCCGGUGGCCCGCGGUGCCCUCAAUGUGUUGUUGUGUUGCCGCGCCCUCGGCCGCUCGGCCACACAGCUCGUCGCCUCGCCAAAUCCUGUGUCGGUGUAUGCGUGUGCCUGUUAAGUGUGUACAUAUACGUGAGAUGCUGUACAGAUGUAUUGGACACGAUUUUUGUACGCAAAUACAGAGUUAUCAUGACGUGCA